AUGUAUUCAUUAGGAGGAAGAUCUAUUUUAAGCGUCGUGAAACGUCAGCCUCUUGGUUUGGUUUCAUUACAAGGUGUUCGUUCAGUGUCAUCUAAGGAUUUAACACCAAGAAAAUUAGAAACAGACUUUACAUUAAUGUCACAAAAGACUGCUUCAUCUCCAGUUGAUUAUGCCUUGACUUCGUUGGAUGCGAUUGCAAACUGGGCUCGAAAAUCAUCCUUUUGGCCAGUCACUUUUGGUUUGGCAUGUUGCGCAGUAGAAAUGAUGCAUGUUUCGACCCCAAGAUAUGAUCAAGAUAGAUUGGGUAUCAUUUUCAGAGCAUCUCCUCGUCAAUCAGAUAUCAUGAUUGUUGCAGGAACUGUUACGAAUAAAAUGGCACCAGCUUUAAGACAAGUUUACGAUCAAAUGGCCGAUCCAAAAUGGGUCAUAUCUAUGGGUUCUUGUGCAAACGGAGGAGGCUAUUACCAUUAUUCCUAUUCAACUCUUCGUGGGUGUGAUAGGAUAGUUCCAGUUGAUGUAUACGUCCCAGGUUGCCCUCCAACUGCCGAGGCCUUGAUGUAUGGGGUCUUCCAAUUACAGAAGAAGAUGAUGCAGACAAGAAUUACAAGAUUAUGGUACAGAAACUAA
Messenger RNA from Priceomyces carsonii, 627 nucleotides. It is a transcript of the gene FESUR1, whose product is annotated as Fesur1p. Gene Ontology annotation, molecular function: 4 iron, 4 sulfur cluster binding; NADH dehydrogenase (ubiquinone) activity; quinone binding. The record is from RefSeq and is a predicted model, not a curated record. The transcript has a single exon. NCBI's taxonomy places the organism in Eukaryota, Fungi, Ascomycota, Pichiomycetes, Serinales, Debaryomycetaceae. Gene Ontology annotation, biological process: aerobic respiration; electron transport coupled proton transport; mitochondrial respiratory chain complex I assembly. The coding region runs from base 1 to 627 and encodes 208 amino acids.